Periconia digitata is the source of this 2460-nucleotide messenger RNA. The record is from the annotation of a GenBank genome assembly. Lineage: Eukaryota; Fungi; Ascomycota; Dothideomycetes; Pleosporales; Periconiaceae.
CCUGUAACAAUGGUUCAACACAGCUCCAGAUGCCGCCUCGAAUAUCCAGACCUCGGUACAUGGUGCUGGGGUCCAGAUAACUAGUUCAACACCCACCUGCAUGUACUUUAGACAGCGCCGAUGCAUGUGCCGCAAAUCCUCAACUCUAUCGUGCAUCAUGCGUAUGCAAAGGACAUUCGCUAUCACUUCCCAGCAUCCGCUACACCUUGGCACAGCUGCUGAUAGUCCAAAGCAUCCAAAGUGCUGUUCUGGCCCAGCCGAAAAACCAAUAUACAAGUCCUGUGUACACCCUGGCUUCUAUCAGCUUCCGUGCAGACCACCAGGACAUGCCAUUCCCCCGCAAGACAAGGGGCCUACGCCCAACCAUCCCUCGUGUUGAUCUGGCGAGCAUCCGAAUGCGAGUCUAUCACCCUGCGCUGGUCUUCUAGCCAGGCGCUUUUCAUACUGUGCGAUAUGACCCUGAUGAGCGUUAGCCAGUCGUUGUCGCAAGAGAACCAUGCCAUGACGGAUGUUGCACCACGCUUUAGCCAGAUUAGUUAUACGACUUUGCAUGGGCACCGUUCUUCAUUUAUCUACAAUGGUACACUUGCCCGUUGUGGUCAUUGACCAUGGAGGACAGUGGCGAAUUAGUCUUAUCAUCAGGAGAACUAUAUGAAGAGUGGGCUCGUCCACUGUUGAUCCAAAACACAUCAUCUCCUCCACUUCAGCACUGAAACUUGAAGUCAAGUCUUCAACAAUAGUAACUCUUAUCCACUCGUAGUAUACAUCUGGCUUAGAUUUCUAUCACAGGCACCAUGCAGUAUAGGCUGGUCUCAGCAUUUGCCGCUGGUGCGUUGUUCGCCAAUGUCAACGGCUUGCCUAUUUCCAACACUGUGAAUAGUCCUUCAGACGACAUUCAACUGGGGUCUCCCUCAACCGAGAUCACAUGGGGUAAAGAGAAACGUGACCCCACACCACCAACCUUCUGGCUCGGAAAGCCAUCGUCCACAGUCAUCUGGAGUAAGGAGAAGCGCGAUCCCACCCGUCCCGAUUCUUUCUGGCUGGGCAAGCCUACAUCGACAACGACGUGGAACAAAGAGAAACGCGAUCCUACUCGUCCCGACUCUUUCUUGCUGGGCAAACCCACAACAACAGUGACAUGGAGCAAGGAGAAGCGUGAGCAGGCUCAUCCAAAUGACGAUAUCCAACUCGGUCCUCCAACUUCGACCGUCGGCUGGAGCAAGGAAAAGCGCAACGAGCUCCCACCCAACAAGAUUGAGCUUGGCAAGCCUUCCACCGAGAUCACCUGGGGCAAGAAGAGAGACCAAGUAUCAUCGCCGCCAGAUUCCAUCAUACUCAACCCUCCCUCAUCAGAGGUAGGAUGGAGCAAGCGCGAACAGGCCCAGUCACCUCCUGAUGACAUCGACCUCGGCACUCCCUCGACGGGAAUCAUCUGGAGCAAGGAGAAGCGUGACCUCCCACCCAACAAGAUCGAACUGGGCCAGCCCUCGACCGAAGUGGGAUGGAACAAGCGCACCAGCAACGAGCUACCACCCAACAAGAUCGAGCUCGGCCAGCCUUCAACAGAGGUAGGGUGGAGCAAAGAGAAGCGUACUGAGCUCCCACCCAACACGAUUGAUCUCGGCAAGCCCUCGUCCGAGGUAGGAUGGAGCAAAGAGAAGCGUACUGAGCUCCCGCCCAACACCAUCGACCUUGGCAAGCCUUCUUCUGAGAUUGGCUGGAGCAAAGAGAAGCGCACUGAGCUCCCGCCCAACACCAUCGAUCUUGGCAAGCCCUCUUCUGAGAUCGGCUGGAGCAAGGAGUAAUUAGCUUAAAUGUUGAUCAGUUCCGUCCUUCAUUUCAACCUCUCUCCUCCUUCUUCCGUUUCUUAUGUAUCUUCCCUUUAGGCCUGUGUACGAAGCGAGUGAAAGGAUGGAUGGAUGGGGACUGUUGUCUUAUCCACUGGUUUGUACACUUCUCAUUCUCACUAGUUUGUUGUCUUUGUUGAUGUUUGUUGUGGAAAAGUAGAAAGGGGAGGCAAGGGUCGAUUACUUUGGUUCGUAAUGUCAUGUUCGUAGUCGCAAUAGCAUUUUAUUUUUUUCGUUACCUGAUGUUGCUGGUUUUCUGCUGGACCCGUGCUGUCCUGGACCAAAUGAUGACCACUGUUUUCACAGUGAGAUAGUAGACUCGGGUACAACGGCCCACUUUGAUGCGCCAUCACUCUUUCAAUAUUUGGGUAUGAGUGUAACAACAGGAUGCACUUUAAUCUCAAUGCAGAUGUUAGAAUCUAUCAGAUAAAGUUGGGUUAAUUAGUAUUUGUCUUUGCCUGCAGUUUUGUGUGUCAUAUUCUUCCGCUCCUUUGCGAGCCCCCCUUCUCUCUUUCCACGCCAUCCUCGAACAAGCUUGAUCAUAACGGAUGGCAAAUCUUCGUAUUUUACAUUCGAUGCAAUAUCUAAGCAAUGAUUCUCCAUGCGUUGCGCC